This is a messenger RNA of Oryctolagus cuniculus (rabbit), 2926 nucleotides long. RefSeq names its product tRNA methyltransferase 6 non-catalytic subunit (gene TRMT6). The record is from RefSeq and is a predicted model, not a curated record. Gene Ontology annotation, cellular component: tRNA (m1A) methyltransferase complex; nucleus. NCBI's taxonomy places the organism in Eukaryota, Metazoa, Chordata, Mammalia, Lagomorpha, Leporidae. Gene Ontology annotation, biological process: tRNA methylation.
GCGUGCAGCACGUGGGGGUGGUGCUGUUCGGCCGGCUCCGGUGCUCCUUGCUUGCGGGAGGUGAGGGUGACCGCCGUGGCAGCUGCGGGGAGGAGGGACCCGACGCAGGGGGCUGUAGGAACUCCGCGAAGCACCAAGCCCCGCUGAGCGUCAUGGAGGAUUCCGGGGAGCAGCCAAGCCCACAGCCACUGCAGCCGGCUGACCACUGCAUCCGCGACGGCGACUUCGUGGUCCUGAAACGGGAAGAUGUGUUCAAAGCAGUGCAAGUUCAGCGCAGAAAAAAAGUAACUUUCGAAAAACAGUGGUUCUACCUGGAUAAUGUCAUUGGCCAUAGUUAUGGAACCACGUUUGAAGUGACCAGUGGAGGAAGUCUUCAGCCUAAGAAGAAGCAGGAAGAGCCCACUUCAGAGACUAAAGAAGCAGGCACUGAUAAUCGAAAUAUAAUUGAUGAUGGGAAAUCUCAGAAACUUACUCAAGAUGAUAUAAAAGCUUUGAAGGACAAAGGCAUUAAAGGAGAGGAAAUAGUUCAACAGUUAAUUGAAAAUAGUACAACAUUCCGAGACAAGACAGAAUUUGCCCAAGAUAAAUAUAUAAAAAAGAAGAAAAAGAAAUAUGAAGCCAUCAUUACUGUUGUGAAGCCAUCCACUCGUAUUCUUUCAAUUAUGUAUUAUGCAAGAGAACCUGGAAAAAUUAACCACAUGAGGUAUGAUACCCUGGCCCAGAUGUUGACAUUGGGAAAUAUCCGUGCUGGCAAUAAAAUGAUUGUCAUGGAAACAUGUGCAGGCUUGGUGCUGGGUGCAAUGAUGGAACGAAUGGGAGGUUUUGGCUCCAUUAUUCAGCUGUACCCUGGAGGUGGGCCUGUUCGGGCAGCAACAGCGUGUUUUGGAUUUCCCAAGUCUUUCCUCAGUGGUUUGUAUGAAUUCCCCCUCAACAAAGUGGACAGUCUCCUUAAUGGGACAUUUUCUGCUGAGAUGUUGUCUUCAGAGCCUAAAGAGAGCGCCUCGGUUGAAGAAAGUAAUGGUGCACUCGAGGAAAAGCAGGCUGCCGAGCAAGAGAAUGAAGACAGCAUGGCCGAGGCCCCCGAGAGCAACCAGCCAGAAGAACAAGAAACAGCGGAAAUUGAUGCUCCGGACCCAGAAUACAAAGAACCUAAAGAAAAAGACAGCAAAAAAGAUUAUAUUCAGGAAAAACAGCGGAGACAAGAAGAGCAGAAGAAAAGACAUUUAGAGGCUGCUGCUCUGCUGAGUGAAAGAAAUGCAGACGGCUUAAUUGUAGCUAGUCGUUUCCAUCCCACUCCACUGCUGCUGUCUUUGCUGGACUUUGUGGCACCCUCCAGGCCAUUUGUGGUCUACUGUCAGUAUAAAGAGCCUCUGUUGGAAAGCUACACAAAACUGCGGGAGAGGGGCGGCGUCAUCAAUCUCAGGCUGUCUGAAACCUGGCUCAGAAACUAUCAGGUUUUGCCAGAUCGAAGUCAUCCCAAACUGCUGAUGAGUGGCGGUGGGGGGUACCUUCUCUCAGGCUUCACUGUUGCCAUGGACAACCCAAAAGCAGACACCAGCCUGAAACCCAGCGUGAGCACAUUGGAAUCACAGGAGACCGAGGAGCCGGCAGCUAAGAAACGGAAAUGCCCGCAGUCUGGCUCUUAACGCUUCAAGAAUUGCUUUUUGUUCUCAGGCGUUAUACAGUUAGCAGUUAACCUUUAAAUGCCAUUUCUAAUGGUUUUUCCUACCCCGAGAAUAAGAACGUGUCCAUAAAUGCCUUUGUGGGAAGAGGAGUAAGCCUUUUGUGUAUCUGUGACACAGAUGGGAUUGGGCUGGCAAAGCUGCAACCCUGGGGCAUGCAUGGAUGGAUAUGAGCAGUUCUGUUUGUUUACAGAACUCCCCUCAGUACUUCUAAGUACACAGAUAUUGCGAGGAUUUCAGCAUCCUCUGAGUUUUGUUUCUAGGAGACUUGUGUGUUUUCAGCUAAGUGGAGUAACGCAGCUUAGCUAAAAGUUGGUGAGUACUGAAAGGAAAGAAGCAGUUUGUGGGAGAAAUCUCCCCUGUUCUUUCCAUUCUCUUCAACCUGAGCAAUAUGGAUGUGAGAGUGUGAGAUUUACAGUACCAAAAAUGUCCACCCUGUUCCCUGCAGUAGAAUAAGCUUUGUCUCUGCUGGGUUCUCUUUUAAUAGUUGAAAAACUGGGAAAGUUCUGAGUAUUUAUUUUACUCCUUUUUUUGUGCAUACAAAGAUUUUAGUAGGAUACUUUUUGCAUUUUCUGAUCCUCUCAUUCUUUAUUCCAAAUAAAGUGACUAGAAUUUUUGUGUAAUAUUCAACUGAAGGAAACAAAUUUUUUUAACUCUUCAGAGACUUAUUGAUACACACAGGUACACUGUAUAUAUGUGUAUAGAUAUUGCCAUAUAUACGCCACACGAAGACAGAGAAAGAAUGCACUACCUAUACAUACAAGACACACAUAGAGUGUACUAUUUGAACUAUAACAAAGUUUAUGCAGAACUUGGACCAGUUCUCAUUGCAUUGGUGUCACUCCUUGUCUGAUGUAUUCUAAAGUGCCUUCUUUGGUGGUUAUUAAUGCUGAUCUAAAGAGUUCUGGCAUGAUUAGUUUAUUAGUCUGUAUAAGCUCUGGAAACCUAUAAUCAAGCUGUUUGAUCAUCUGUUGCAACAAAGAACCGUGUGUAGAGUGAGUCAAGGCCCUGGCUCACCAGAAAUGUUCACUGUGUGUAUUGUUCAUCUCAUCAUAGAAUGGAUGCAUAUCAUCCAGCAAGGAGCAUCUCAGAAAAAAAAAAUUUCUUUGUCCUGAUAGCAUGUGCUCCUCUGACUCCUCUGAUAAUGGCCAGUGCGGUUACCAACGAGUACAGCUUUGAUUCCUUUUUCUUAAAACAGUUGCUUUUAAAAAAUAAAAGUGUUUCUAUGAUCUGUUUGACUAACA